This is a messenger RNA of Misgurnus anguillicaudatus (oriental weatherfish), 2081 nucleotides long. NCBI's taxonomy places the organism in Eukaryota, Metazoa, Chordata, Actinopteri, Cypriniformes, Cobitidae. The record is from RefSeq and is a predicted model, not a curated record.
AUAUCCAUCACUGCGUAUUAGCCACAGACACAACUGACUUUUAUGUCAGGCAUCUUGCAAAUGAAUUGCGCAUAUUUUAUCUUCACCAGCAGGAGUUAUGCAUUAGUGUUUGAUGAAUCAUCAUGCACAUCUGAUAUUUAACUUUGCAGUUUGUAUUAGAUCACAGUUAGAUCUUUAUCGUCAUUUUAAUGGCUGGGGAUGUGACGGAGGCAGUUUGGGAUCUGUCCUCUGCAGAAGAGUCCUCUCCGGUCUCUGAGCUCUCAUUCAGCCUGCAGAAGCUCCAGUGUCAGGAUAGUGUGACAGAAAAGAGCUGGACCCCCCGGAGAAAGCUUGUUUUGACACCUGAAUGGAUCAGUACACCGAUAAACACUCUCUCCAGGGAGAGAGAGACGCCAACAGUCUCUGCAGUGAGAAGACGAAGAGCAAGCAGAAGUCUUUCCCCUGAAUCCUCUUCAAACAAGGAGGUCCAGUCAAGACGUCUUCAGAGGGAACUUCAUGCUAAUAAGGAAAAUGAGCGAGCUGUUAAGAGACUGCGUGUGCGGCUGUCUAGCAGAUUUUCAAGUGCAUCGCAGAGGUCAGAACCAGCAUGUAGAAAUUGGAAACAAUACUGCAGUGAUCCAGAAGAUGAUGGCAGUUAUCCGAGGGAGAUGGAUGCGAUAGACCCAAUGGCUGCUGUGAAGUUCUGUAGAAUGAGGUCACACAGAAAAGCUCCACCCAUUAAUAUAACCGAGGCCGCCGUCGCUGACCUCACCCUCAUAGGGGACUUUAGUAAGCAACACUUACUUCCUGUUGAAAGUGUUGGCCAUCAAGAGCUUCACUGUGUCAGUGCACACACAGUGGCGUCGCUGAUCAAGGGUCAGUUUGGUCCGGCGGUUGAGGACUUCCUCAUCAUCGACUGUCGUUAUCCGUAUGAAUAUCAAGGUGGACAUAUUAAGGGAGCAGUAAACCUUUACACUGAAUAUCAGAUCCAGCAAGCUGUCGCCCAAGCAUUAGAAAGGGCUAAGCUUCACCCCACAGGAAGCUUCUUCUGGGGGCACCAGCCAUCUGACUCCGUUGCAAAAGUGGAGGGGUCAUCGCCACGGAAACUAAUAGUGUUCCACUGCGAGUUCUCAUCCGAAAGAGGGCCACAUCUGUGUCAGUAUCUGAGGAGGUUAGACAGAUGUCUAAAUGUGUAUCCAAACCUGCACUAUCCCGAGGUCUACCUUCUGUUGGGUGGUUACAAACACUUUCACAGCUGCUAUCCGGACAUGUGUGACCCCUGUGGAUAUGUACCCAUGCAUCACCAGGACUACCAGGGGCAGCUGCAUGGCUUUCGCAGGAGAAGACCCACACGUCAACGAAGAAGACGGCCGAUCAGAAUUCAUCAAAGGACGACACAAUAAACACGACUUUACUUAUGGACAUCAGCUGCAUCACAACUUGUAUACUUCUAUGCACUAAACCAGUGGCUAUCAAAUUGGGGGCCUUGUGCCAAGGGUGCCCCAGUUUUAUGACCUUUUAUAAAAUGCAUUAAUUUCUCGUAAAUUCUGUGUAAUUAAACCUUAGAAAAAUAAUGCUAUAAGACUCAGCAUUACAUUGUAUGAUGCAAUUUUUUUGUUUUGUUUAUUUACAAUUUUAAGUUUUUGAGAAAGUUUUAUGAAAAGCUGGUUUAAGCUAGACCAGCUUAAAAAGUGACCAAAACACAGCUAGACCAGCAAAACCAAGCUGGGAGACCAGUUAAAACCAGCUCUCACCAGCUUAUGCUGGAUUUUUCAGUAGGGCCGUACACUAGGGAGGUCGCACCAUGAAAAGUUUGAGAACCACUGCACUAAAGUAUGUACUUCAUUGCAAUCGGAAUAUGCAUAUGUAGGUAUGAAUUUAUUAUUAAAAAUAUUGGUAGUUGUGUCUAAAGGUUAUUUUAUUGUUAUCUCAGAAUGACGUGCACUAUGAUGUUACACACUGUAUAGUAUGCACUACUAUUAAUAAAGAAUGCAUUAGUACUAUCGAGGUCUUUUUCUUAAUUGCCAGUCAUAAACAAGACAAAAUAUCAACAAUAUGGUGGUAUAACAAUCUGUUGAACACAUAUUUAACAAAAAGACAAU